Molecule: messenger RNA, 1134 nt
Organism: Phoenix dactylifera (date palm)
Lineage: Eukaryota; Viridiplantae; Streptophyta; Magnoliopsida; Arecales; Arecaceae
Product: GTP-binding nuclear protein Ran1B-like
Biological process (GO): protein import into nucleus; ribosomal subunit export from nucleus
Cellular component (GO): cytoplasm; nucleus
Molecular function (GO): GTPase activity; GTP binding
Source: RefSeq, a predicted model, not a curated record
UCGAUGGCCAGGCCCGGCCUUUAUAUACCCCCCCAACCCUUGGAACUGCCCCUUCACCCCCGGCCGCUCGCUCCAAAUCUCUUUUCCCAGCGCCGAACCGGCGGCGACGCCGAGAGAGGAGGAACCCCCCAUCCACCCUCUUUGGGAUCCGUCGAGGAAAGAUGGCGCUUCCGAGCCAACAGACGGUGGAUUACCCUAGCUUCAAGCUCGUGAUCGUUGGGGACGGUGGGACAGGGAAGACUACCUUCGUCAAGAGACAUCUCACGGGGGAAUUUGAGAAGAAAUAUGAACCUACCAUUGGUGUCGAAGUCCAUCCCUUGGAUUUCCACACCAACUGUGGAAAGGUCCGGUUCUACUGCUGGGAUACUGCGGGACAGGAGAAGUUUGGUGGGCUUAGGGAUGGAUAUUACAUCCAUGGCCAGUGUGCGAUUAUCAUGUUCGAUGUCACUGCAAGGCUUACAUACAAAAAUGUCCCCACAUGGCAUAGGGACCUUUGCCGGGUUUGCGAGAAUAUUCCCAUUGUCCUUUGCGGAAACAAGGUUGAUGUAAAGAACAGGCAGGUGAAAGCAAAGAUGGUUACAUUUCACAGGAAGAAGAAUCUCCAGUACUAUGAAAUUUCUGCUAAGAGCAAUUACAAUUUUGAGAAGCCUUUUCUGUAUCUGGCUAGAAAGCUCGCAGGGGAUCCAAGCCUUCAUUUUGUUGAGUCACCGGCUCUGGCUCCUCCUGAAGUUCAUAUCGACCUUGCUGCACAACAACAGUAUGAAGCUGAGAUAGCAGCUGCAGCAGCACAGCCCCUUCCAGAUGACGAUGAUGAUGCUUUUGAUUAAGUGGGGGCUCCAGCUGCUGGGGGAAUGUCUUUGCUGCUUCAUGAUCCUCAAACUUCUUGAAGAACAACCAAUUGGGUUCUGCUCUUGUAUGUCUAAUUCCCGGCAUAGCUGGUGAUUAGGUUUGAGUCCUUGAGCAAUCAUUGUCAGGACUGCUUCUAGAUAUUUGCUAGGUGUCCUAUUUUGUUUGCAAAAUUUUCUUGUGAUUGUGUCACUCUAAUCUCAGAAGUGGUUGGAAGUAUUGAUUUCCAUGUUAUUCUCAUAUCCUGAUUCUUGCAUAUAAUUAUUGAUGAGAACGAUUUCUGGUAUC